GCCAGUAGUGGUCCUUCUUGUGUGCAGUUCGGAGUCCAGGAUCUUCCUCUUCCACACUUCUCUUUAUAAGUCACAUAUCGUACGAUAACCUGAUCAGGAUGAACGGUGUGAACGGUCUGAACGGACACACGAACGGUGAGCUGAAUGGCUCAGGAAAGGGGACGUGGACUAUUGGCCUCAUCAAUGUCCAAUUCCGCUACCUCACCGCUGAGACCUUUGGGUUCAAGAUUAACGCAAAUGGUGCUUCCCUCAAAAAGAAGCAGAUGUGGACAUUGGAACCCGUACCAUCAGAAGCCCAGACCGUAUACCUCAAGUCUCACUUGGACAAGUACCUCGCUGUGGACACCUUCGGUAAUGUCACCUGUGAGAGCGAAGAAAAGGAGCAGGGUUCCAAGUUCCAGAUCCAGGUCUCUGAUGAGGGCCGCUGGUCCCUGAGGAACGUUGCCAGGGGGUACUACCUAGGGGCUUCCUCUGACAAGCUGACCUGCACCGCCAAGGUUCCUGGUAACCCGGAGUAUUGGCUCGUCCACCUGGCUGCCAGGCCGCAGGUUAACUUGCGCUCCGUCGGCAGGAAACGCUUCGCCCACCUUUCAGAAAAUUUGGACGAGAUCCACGUAGACGCAAACAUCCCCUGGGGUGAAGAUACCCUCUUCACCUUGGAGUUCCGCAGCGAGGAAGGCGGCCGCUAUGCCAUCCACACUUGCAAUAACAAGUACUUGAGCCGCGAGGGCAAGCUUGUACCCAGCGUCACUCCCAACUGCCUCUUCUCGGCCGAGUACCACAGCGGCCAGCUGGCACUCCGCGACUCCUCCGGUAACUACCUCAGUCCUAUCGGUUCCAAGGCGGUCCUCAAGACCAGGUCGCAAGGCGUCACCAAGGACGAGCUCUUCACUCUCGAGGACUCGCUUCCCCAAGCUUCCUUCGUAGCUGCACUCAACUCCAGAUACGUCUCUGUCAAACAAGGUGUUGAUGUUACUGCUAACCAAGAUGAAAUCUCUGAUCAUGAAACAUUCCAGCUGGAAUUUGACAAUGAUACUAAAAGGUGGUACCUUAGAACAAUGCAAGACCGCUACUGGACUCUGGAAACAGGUGGUGGAAUUCAGGCUUCAGGAGAUAAAAGAUCAUCAAAUGCUCUAUUUGAUCUGGUUUGGCAAGGAGAUGGAUCAGUCUGCUUCAGGGCGAAUAAUGGAAAAUUUGUGGCAACAAAAAGAUCUGGUCAUCUCUAUGCUAAUCAAGAUACUAUUGAUGACACAUGCAAAUACUUCUUCUAUCUCAUCAACAGGCCAAUCCUGGUUUUGAAAUGUGAACAAGGAUUCGUUGGUUAUAAGGCUGGUUCUAACAUUCGUCUAGAAUGUAACAGAGCUACUUAUGAAACUAUUCAAGUUGAAAGGGGUGAUAAAGGUGUUGUAUUUUUCAAAGGAACCCAAACAGGUAAAUACUGGCAUGUUGACAGUGAAGGUGUGACAGUAGAAUCUGAUACCCCCGAAGGAUUUUUCCUUGAACUUCGGGAGCCUACCAGGAUCUGCCUGAAAGUUGCUUCCCCUGGGGGUGGCUACCUCAGUGCUGGCAAAAAUGGAGCUUUCCGGCUUGGGGAUCAGGAUUAUGCCUCAGCCACCAAAUGGGAGUACUAACUACACUGACCUCUAUAUAGGCCCCAAUAUAUUUAUGUAGGCUAAUGAUUUUAUCUUAAACCCUUCCCUAAGUAUAUUGCCUGUUUUUGCAUAGUUAUAGCUAUUUUUUUAAGUUGUACGAUACUAUGAGGAACACACUAUUAAAGAAAAAAACAUCGCAUUUAAUUUAUUAAUAGAUACAUCCCAGGAUCCUUUGCUUAAAUGGUUGUGGCCUUUACAUUAUUUAAAAGAAAGAUAAUAAACUCAUCUUUUCUAAUGUUUUGAUUUAAAAAAUGCAAUCUUUUUAUAAUAUAAGGUGUUUUUAGUCCAAAGAAAAUGUAAAUUAGUAUGUAGGAUAUGAUAUAUUAUGUGGCUGUAUUUGUAAGUUGUGUUUCUUUUAAAUAUAGUUAUUUUAAUAGUAAAGUCAGAAUAACAAAAAAAUGAUACACUGAAUUUAUCAAAAUUAUCUUAUUUAUGAGACUGAAAAUUUGGAUUAUAAUUCUUGAACUAAUUUGAUUGUAACUUUUGGUACCAGAUAAAGAUUUUCAUUACAAUUUGUGUACUAUAUAUAUGUUUUUACACAACUGUUUUAUACAUUUAUAUAAUUCAUACUUUGUAUACUUAAAUGCCAAACUUCUACUUAGAAAACAUAGGAUAGAUUAAUUGUGUGUUGAAAAGUUAUUUUAUCUAUUUAUAGACUAAUAUUUAUAAAUAUAUAUGUACACACACACAUACAUGAAUCAAAACUGCCAAAAACCAGCAUACUUUGCCAAAAUGGAUAAUCAAAAAGCAACAUUCCUGAAAAUGCAAGGGUUCGUUCAAUAAACAUUUUCUGAAUAUAUGGUCUUUGUAUAUUGAAAACUGUAAUACUCAAGAAAAUUUUACUGGGUUAUCAUGAUGUUUAAUUGUAUAUAACUAAUAUUCAAAUUAUGUUGCAGUAUAUUGGUGUUGACAUGCUCAUAACAUUGUAGUGAUUAAAAAGUGUUGUAUUUAGCAAUCGAUGUGUCAUUUUGUUUUAUUCUUGUUUUGUUUCAAAAUUUUAAAUGUUUGUGCACAUCAAAUAUAAAGGAACCAGAAUUUGCAUUUAUGACGUGACAGCCAUGUGCUAAUUAAGCUUUUUGGCAACAUUGGCGAUGGUUCAUCUAAGUUUAAAGUUUAUACUUAUACAAUUUUAAGCUUAGUUUAUUUAUUGAUAUUGAUUUGUAUUAAAUUGUUUUUAAUUAUACAUUAUUGUAUUGUAUAUAUUAUAUUUUAUUUGGAAUUAAAAUUAAGUUACUCUUGAAAAAUAAAAUAUUUUAAUUCUUUAUAUUAUUAUCUGAUUGAUUAUUUAUGCUGUUUCAGAUUUUAUUUUAAAUGGUUUAUAAUUAUGAUAGAGAUAAAAACAUAUUUAUGAGAAAAUAUAUGUAAGCACAAUUUGG
This is a messenger RNA of Nezara viridula (southern green stink bug), 3028 nucleotides long. NCBI's taxonomy places the organism in Eukaryota, Metazoa, Arthropoda, Insecta, Hemiptera, Pentatomidae. The record is from the annotation of a GenBank genome assembly.